Molecule: messenger RNA, 2543 nt
Organism: Bursaphelenchus xylophilus (pine wood nematode)
Lineage: Eukaryota; Metazoa; Nematoda; Chromadorea; Rhabditida; Aphelenchoididae
Source: the annotation of a GenBank genome assembly
AUGGAGCUUAACAGAGGGCAGAACAUUCUCGGUGCUUUAAUCUCAUUUUAACUGUUCGUUUUGAUGUGCAAAUAAUUUUUUUUGCUUUUCAGUUCAUAAAAUCAGCUGCGUCCCUCUGAUUACAGCUGAAGUUCAAAUAUUUGGAGGCGAAGUAUAUAAGACGGUGUUUGUACUGUGCUUCAAGUAGGAGGAAAAAAAUUCAACAGGAGUGGAAGCUGGAAGAAGGUGGAAUUUUUACAGUAUGAUCAACUCGACGGGUCAGAUCGGCCUUGCGGCCGAGGCUGCGGUCAUUGAUGACCAGAUGUAUGAUGAUGAAAUGUGCUAUUACAUUGUAAGUAACGGGUUAUAAGGCUCGUAUCUAUCUUCAAAAAUUGCCUUAUAUUCUCAAGUUCAGGAAGACGUGAAGUUUGAUCGCAUCAUUUAUUUUACUCUCCAAUUUUUACACUUCCUUUUCAGGGCACCGACUUCCUCCACGUUAAGAUCUACCUCAUUGGCGUUUUUGCCGUUGUCAUUGCCAUCUUCUCCCUGUUGUUCAACACGUUCUUCACGUUCGUUUUCCUCACCAACUCCAACCUCCGUCGAUCGCCUUUGUAUUACUUCGGCGUUCUCGCCAUGCUGGACGCCAUUCUUGCCCUGAAUUAUUUGGCGCUGAUGGUAGUGCCGGUCUAUAUGGAUCAGUUCAAAUGUUUGUGGCUGUACCAUCUGUUUCUCGGGUAUUUGCGACCAAUGAUGACCAUUAGCAACAGCGCCAUGUUCGCGUCGAUUUUGAUGAUUUUGUGUGCGACAAUGGAGAGGCUGUUGGCCACGUUUCAUCCGUCCAAUAAGUUGGAGGUGGUUAGAAAGUGAGUAUCAACGAUUUUUGUCGCCGAAAAAGACUACACGAAAUACGGGGAACGGCUACAACAAAAAAUCCCUUCGGGCUAUAUCUUCACUUAUAUCGUGCUGAGAAAAUUGGGUUUACGUGAAACCUUUGUACUCUCUGGAAGAAAUAUUAAUAACAGCCUGUCGAGAAAAUAAUGGGGCAAUGUCGCUGCACCAGUCAUGUCGCUGAAGUGGAAAGAAACUUGAUUUUGUCGCGAAAUAAUUCAUUUUUCUUGGCGGAUUUUUGAUCAGCCUUACAAGAAAUAACAAUAAAAUUUUUUGCCUAGCUUACGGGCAUUUACCCAUAAAAUUUUUAAAAAAUAACUUUUCUUUUACGUUUAAUUUCAUCUAUUUUCAGAUUUAUGGAAUCAAACAGGCCUCGUCUCUGUUUCGCGGCGGUGUUUGGCGCAGUUCUCUACAAACUCUGCACGUAUUUUGAAAUUCAGUAUGUAGAGCACGAGAACUGCACCGACUGGAGUCGAUAUGAAAUCAUGCCGACCACAAUUGUCAUGGAGAGUUACAAUUAUAGGUAAGGGAGGAUUAGGCUUUUUUGGCUUUGAUUGUUUUCUAUUAUCAAGUAAAAACUGUAGAAGACUAAAAGACGGAGGCGUUACUCUUGUUUUUGUCAAUUUUGAAAAAGCUCUUUGAAUUAAAUUUCCAAAAUUACUCUUAUCAUGUUGAAAAUACAACAACUGUUUUCAGGUUUUGGUGGAUGUUCGUGGCCAGAAACCUAAUUGAUCGAGUCAUUCCGUUUUUUGGCCUGCUCUUCAUGAACUGCAUGAUAAUCAGGACGAUAAAGAAUGAAAACAAAAAACUCUCCGUUCUGGAGCAACGGGCAAUGUCGAUCAACGAGAAGGCGACGAAACGCAAUUUGAGGGUGGGUAAAAUCUAUUAGAAAUCUCGUUUUCUGUUUAAACAAAAAAAUGCAUGUCAUAUUUUGCAUAUUUUUUAUUGCUUUAGGAUGCGACUCGAGCUCUAAUAGCUGUAGUCUCACUGUAUAUUACUGCUCAAUUUCUACAAGUGAUCAUUACUUUCUGGGAGGCGUUUCAUCGACAGUCAUUGGAGGAGGACUUUCAGGAGUUUUAUUCGUAUAUGAAUGACAUUAUGAGCAUCAUGGCGCUGCUUUGCAGGUAAGAUUUUUUAGUUUAAAUUGACGUUUCUGCAUGUAAAUUUUUUGAAUUUUAUUAAAUGCUUUUUCAAAACGCGUUAUGCAGAAACUGGAAGUUCUUAAAAUUAGAACUAAAAAUGCCAUUUUGAAUUGAUUUUGUAUCGCCAGAAAGGAAAAAUUUGUGAUUUCUAGAUUUGACAUUUCGUCUAUAUAGUAUUGAUUUCUUGAAGACAUCCAAAAAGCGCUUAUUUUUAUAACUGAUUUUUUUUCUUUUAACGCCGCAUUUUAAAAUUUUUUCAGCGCCAUUCGAUAUCCCGUAUAUUGCUCUUGCAAUCGGCCGAUUUUCGAGGCUUCCAUGGACACCCUCGAAAGUCUGGGAACUCUGUUCACAAAUCGAGCCAAAGCUUUGAAACAAGUCAAAACCGUGGCCGUUCCCUCGGACUUUGGGAUGAAAAUGGACAACGGAGAGAAGAUUGGUUGCCUGAAUGGGCAAACGAAUCAGCUGUCGCCGGCUGACGAGGCGUUUAUUGUUAAUGUCUAUUUAGACGAUGCUGAUGAGCAGUGGAUGGUUUAG